Molecule: messenger RNA, 4662 nt
Organism: Choloepus didactylus (southern two-toed sloth)
Lineage: Eukaryota; Metazoa; Chordata; Mammalia; Pilosa; Megalonychidae
Gene: GABPA
Product: GA binding protein transcription factor subunit alpha
Exons: 10
Coding region: 266-1630 (454 amino acids)
Biological process (GO): cell differentiation; regulation of transcription by RNA polymerase II
Cellular component (GO): nucleus
Molecular function (GO): sequence-specific DNA binding; DNA-binding transcription factor activity, RNA polymerase II-specific
Source: RefSeq, a predicted model, not a curated record
GAACCUGGGAGGCCGCGCUCCCGGGAGCCUCAUCGCCGCGCCCUGAGGACCUCGGCUGUUCGAUUUCACCGCUCCCUGUCCUCUCCUUGCUGCUCUUGGUAGUUUGCAGUCCUAGCGAUCUGGCUGGUUCUGACACCCCGGGGCUUCCGGAGGAAUGUGUGAAAAAGUCUCAUCGCCAGGCUCAGGGAUUCACCCUCACUUUUUAAUUGUCUUCUAGUUGUGCCAAAGCCACUGAUUAAUAAUUGAUCUUUGAAAUACGUCGACCAUGACUAAAAGAGAAGCAGAAGAGCUGAUAGAAAUUGAGAUUGAUGGAACAGAGAAACAAGAAUGUACAGAAGAAAGCAUUGUAGAACAGACCUACACCCCAGCUGAAUGUGUAAGCCAAGCCAUAGAUAUCAAUGAGCCAAUAGGCAAUUUAAAGAAACUACUAGAACCAAGACUACAGUGUUCAUUGGAUGCUCAUGAAAUUUGCCUGCAAGACAUCCAGCUGGAUCCUGAACGAAGUUUGUUUGACCAAGGAGUAAAGACAGAUGGAACUGUACAACUCAGUGUACAGGUAAUUUCUUACCAAGGAAUUGAGCCGAAGUUAAACAUCCUUGAAAUUGUUAAGCCUGCAGAAACUGUUGAAGUAGUUAUUGAUCCAGAUGCCCACCAUGCUGAAGCUGAAGCACAUCUUGUUGAGGAAGCUCAAGUGAUAACCCUUGAUGGCACAAAACACAUCACAACCAUUUCAGAUGAAACGUCAGAACAAGUGACAAGAUGGGCUGCUGCACUGGAAGGUUAUAGAAAAGAGCAAGAACGUCUUGGGAUACCCUAUGAUCCUAUACAGUGGUCCACAGACCAAGUCCUGCAUUGGGUAGUUUGGGUAAUGAAGGAAUUCAGCAUGACUGAUAUAGACCUCACCCCACUCAACAUUUCGGGAAGAGAAUUAUGUAGUCUCAACCAAGAAGAUUUUUUUCAGCGGGUCCCUCGGGGAGAAAUUCUCUGGAGUCAUCUGGAACUUCUUCGAAAAUAUGUGUUGGCAAGCCAAGAACAACAGAUGAAUGAGAUAGUUACAAUUGAUCAACCUGUACAAAUUAUCCCAGCAUCAGUGCAGUCUGCUACACCAUCUACCAUUAAAGUUCUAAACAGUAGUGCAAAAGCAGCUAAAGUACAAAGAGCUCCAAGGAUUUCAGGAGAAGAUAGAAGUUCACCUGGGAACAGGACAGGAAACAAUGGCCAAAUCCAACUAUGGCAGUUUUUGCUAGAACUUCUCACUGACAAGGAUGCUCGAGACUGCAUUUCUUGGGUUGGUGAUGAAGGCGAGUUUAAGCUAAAUCAGCCUGAACUGGUUGCACAGAAAUGGGGACAACGUAAAAAUAAACCUACAAUGAACUACGAGAAACUCAGUCGUGCAUUAAGGUAUUAUUAUGAUGGGGACAUGAUUUGUAAAGUUCAAGGCAAGAGAUUUGUGUACAAGUUUGUCUGUGACUUGAAGACUCUUAUUGGAUAUAGUGCAGCAGAGUUGAACCGUUUGGUUACAGAAUGUGAACAGAAGAAACUUGCAAAGAUGCAGCUCCAUGGAAUUGCCCAGCCAGUCACAGCAGUUGCCCUGGCUACUGCUUCUCUGCAAACAGAGAAGGAUAAUUGAGCUCCAGGACCUUCUGGGAGUCCAACGUCUUUCUUUAAUAUUUAGAGCAAGUAUUGCUCUUACCUUUAUUACUGAAUUUGAAUCUUCUUUUGUUUCUAGACUGUACAGUCUGAUGCAUGAUUUUUUUAUAAAUAUUUCAUACUCUUGUGAAUUUGGAUCUUUUUACUUUGAGCAUAUAUUUUAGAAUAUAUGUUAUGUUAAGGGAUCACCACAAUGUCUUCAGCGUUAAGGCAGGUUCAUUGUGGAGUAGUUUGUUAACAGUCAGGAAAGCUAAACUGGUCAGUAUUAAUGUCUAGCCCUACCAAAAAUAGCCAGGAGUAUCUGAAGAUGAAAAAUAAAUGAAGUAUCUCCAGGAAACAGUCUGGCUUAACUGUUUUUGAAAAGAUAACUUUUACGCCUCUCUGCUGCUUUGGAUGUUGCUUUACAUAGAACCAGAAAAUGGAAUUUUUCACAGCUAAAGCAUGUGUUCUUGUUUCAUCUAAUCAAGCAGAGCUAAAACAUUCAUAUCAAAUAAAAUUAUAAUGAUAUUAAUAAAUUACUAAAUAUCAAGUUAUUUAAGUAACAGAUAUUUGCAAGCAAUGGAUGAGUUAAAAGUCAUCUGGCAGAAGAGCAGUGCUGAAGAAAGAGAUCCAGGUUUAAAUCUGGCUUAACUCGAGCCAAUUUUAAGAAUUUGCUGUAUAGAUUAUACAUAAUGUGAGGCCAAGAAUUUAAAUUAUUUUGAGAGAGGAAUUUAAUUCUAAUAAAGCAGCUGUUACAAAAAUUCUGAAAUGAUCUCUGUUUUUCCUGUCAGAGAUUUUAAAAACUGAAAAGGUAUACCUCACCUAGAAAAUACAAAUUUGGUUUGGUUUGGUUCAGCUUUUUUUUUUUUUUUUUUUUUUUAAUUCCUAUAGUGCCGAUAUAUUAUACAAGGCAUCUUAUGUAUUCAUUGUGUUUCUGAUGAAAUGAGGACUUUAAAUCAGUAAGCAGUACUUUCUCUUUCAAAAUAUUAUAUUACUUGCAAGUACUUUUAAGAGGAAAAUUGGAUUUUCUAUAUAGGCAGUCUUCUCUCUUAAUACAAAAAUUCCCAUUUAUUUAAUGUUUUCCUUUUGAAUAUUAUAUAUGUACAUGUAUACAAAUACCUGAAUACAUGUAUAAUUGACCAUUAUAUAUAUGCAUAUAGAUAUACAUGUAUACAUAUAUAUAUGAAGGCAUAAGGUAUUCAAAAGGAAGAAUAAUAAAUAACUAAAACUUAAUAAAAUCACAUGAUUUUUAAUACAUGACUAUUAUAAGCUAACACUUCUAAGAAUGUCUUUCUUUUUUUCUUUCUUCUGUGUGUUUUAUGGUAUUAUGCACAAAUCACAAUACGAGAGACUGGCAGCUAGAUGACUUUUAAUCCUCUUAUAGCAGAAGGUUGAUUCUUGAGUACCUUCUCUGUCAUCAUUUCCUUUAAACUUGUCCCCCAAAACAACUUUAUAAGAGCUCAGUUAAUACUUUUGACCAAUUGGGAGGAAAGGGCCAAGAUAACACAGGCACAGUGGCAUUGUUAGCAGUUGCUGCUAUCAAUACUAAAGAGUAGUUUGGAACGAACCAUAGGAGGCAGAGAUCUUAAGAACAAGGAGAGGAGGGAACACCUUUUCUGGAAACCUUAAAUUCUAAUUAUAAGGACUCUGUGAUAGGACCAUAAUGUCUAAUUUCAGUACGUUUAUAUUACUGUAUUGAGUCCUUGACUCUGCAGUAGAUACGUAAAAAGAAUAAAAUUUGUAACUUUCAUUUUUAUUUUUUUAUAAACACAGAAUAGACUGACAUCUUAAAUUAAUAGUACUAUUUGAGUGCUAUGAUUGCAAGAAUAUCUAAGUAGGAUUACAAUAUGAAUAAUAUAUAGAAGCUUUAGCUUCAGAUAAAUAAACAACUAAAACUACGGCUUUGCACCAUACUCUUGGUCUAGGGAGUUAAAUCACUUAUAGUUUUAAAAAUAAUAAUAAAGUAUACUGUUCUGGUAUAUUAUUGAUUUUAGUAUGCAUUUGGGAAUACAUUGUGUUAAAGUUCUAACCAAGAUAACAGACAUUCUUUAUAUACAUGUAUGUGUUUUAAGGCAAGGAACACCCACAUUUCUUUUAGAUCCCUAGAGUCAAACCAUUGUUUCCCUUUUUUGCUUUAAGCAUUCCCCAGACCCUUUUUUUUAAAACCAGCAUUCUGUUUUUUUUUCCAUUGGCAGUUUUUGUUUUAUUCAUUGUAAUUUGAACAGGUAGCCCUCAUACAUGAUCAGGCGCUGUUUCUUUUUUCUUUACGUCUCUUUUACUGUCAUUUUGUGUACUAGAACAUGGGUAAAGGAAUGAGACUAAUCUUUCCAGUUGAUUUAAGAAAUCUCUCAUUACUUUGUAGUCUCAACUUUAAAGUCUUUUCUUUGUCCUUACUGAGGUUACAGUUAUCGGAAAGCCAGGUAGUCUUCUUUUAUUGAAAGAUAACUCAUCUUGUAAAUGAAUAUAUAAUUCAUGCUAUUCAUUCUUUGUUCUGUUUUUAUGAACAAAUUUUUCAUAGCAGAAUUUACAAUAUUCAAAGAAAAUUAUUAGUCACCUUUUGUAUGUUACAUAUACAAGAAUAAUAAAAUGUUCACUUUUGUUUCAAAACUUGUUUUCCUUAUGAGGUUUUCAUUGAGCCAGCUUUCAUAAGUACCUUCCUAGCCUGAAGCCUGAAAAAUUGUAUUGGCAUCUAAACAUAAAAUCACGCAAAUUAAGCAGAUGUUUUGUGCCUCCAAAAAUAUUUUUGGUGGGGCCUGCUAUUUUUCAUAUUCAUCAUUUUAUGCUACUGCCUUUUAAAAAGAACAAGUGUAUCUUUUAAAUAGCAAAAAAAAAAGUUUUAAAAUUCAUAAUUUUCAAAACGAACCUGUGACUAACUUAAUGUUUUCAGAUAUAGAUAUGUAAAAAGAUUAAUAGCUCAAUGACAUUUCACUUGCUGCCAGGAAAAAAUAUUCUUAAUCUUUUGUAAAAGGGAGGAGGAUUUUUGCAUACAUUUUUACUCUUUAAAUAAAGAUGCUUAUACUGUCAUAAUAACAA